CCCUAGAUUCCUCCUGUAGAUCAACAGUCACAAAUCACGACAUUCUAGCACCCCUGACAGUUGCAUCGACCCAUGGCUCCGAAGAGUCGCAAAGGCGAGUCAGCCGCGGCGGCGAACGGCGGCGGCGAUGCGGGCGACGAUCUGAUGGCGUGGGUGGUGAAGAGCCGCAAGCUGGACGAGAAGCGGCGCGCGGAGAAGGAGAAAGCCGAGCGCAUGGCGCGGAUGCUCGCCGACCAGGACGACGCGGCGGCGGAGGACGAGGAGGACGAAGAUGACGAAGGCAGCCGACAGCGGUCAGGCCGAGCAGCAUACACGUCGCGCGAUCUAGCGGGGCUGAAGGUGCGGCACGGAGUGAGCAAGGUGUUGGAGGAGGGCGCGGCUGUGGUGCUCACGCUCAAGGACUCCUCCAUACUGGCGGGCGGCGACAUCAACCAAGAGGAGGACGAGCUGGAGAACGUGGAGCUGGCGGAGCAGAGCCGCCGAGACGCCGCGUACAGAGCCGCCAAGAAGACGACCAGCAUUGCGGACAAGUUUGCGGAGGACGAGGGGGUGAAGAAGCCCAUGCUGCCGCAGUACGAUGACGGGCAGGGCGACGACGAGGGCAUCGUGCUUGACGGGUUGGGUGGGCUGGACGAGGCAACGAGGAACCGGCUGGAUGAGGUGCGCACCAGGCUGCACGCUGCAGCGACCGCGCUCCCCUCUGCGCCCCACGCGCUCGGCAGCACCAUAUUUGGUGGCGGGCCGGAUGGGACAAGCUUCGCCGGUCCAAAGGUGGCGAGCGAUUUUCUCACGGAGGAGGAGAUGGAGCAGAGGAGAGCAGCAGCUCAGCAGUUCAGGAAGCCAAAGAAGAAGAAGAAAAUCCGGAGGCGAACAGGGGGGGUGGAGGAGGACGAGGAGGGGGAGGGUGGUGGUGGCGGGGGAGAGGGAGGAGGGGGCGUGGGGAAGAAGAAGCGGAAGAAAGAGAAGCUGGAUCUGGACAAGCUUGAGGCGCAGGCUCGGGCGGCAGGCUUGGGGAGAGGUUCGGACCUGGGGAGGAGGGAUGGUGAGGGAGGAACAGCGCUGACGGCGAGGAGGAGAGAGGAGCAGGAGAGGGAGGAGCGCGGCGUGCGGGCGGCGUAUGAGAGCGCCAAGGCCAAGGCGCUGGAGGCGUCGAGAGUGCUGAAGGAGGGGGGAGGGGAGGAGAGGGGUGGUGGAGAGGAGGGAAGGGGGUAUGUGAGGGAGGGAAUGGAGGUGGAUGAGAGAGAGGGAGGGGAGGGUGGUGGGGAGGAGGGGCGAGAAGGAAAGGGGGUGAAGAAAGAGGAGGUGGAGGAGGCGGGUGAGGAGAAGGGGGAGAAAGGAGGAGAGACAGGGAGGGCGGAUGAGGAGGAGGAGGAAGAGGAGGAGGACACGGUGGUGAUAGGCGACGACGACGAGGAUCUGCAGCGGUCGCUGGAGCGAGCCAGGCUGCUGGCGCUCAGACGCCGGCAGGAGGAGGAGGCCGCUGCCAGGGCGGCUGCUGCUGCUAAUGGUGGUGGUGACGGUGAUGGUGGCACAGGGAAGGUGAAGCAAGAGGCAGAUAUGGAGGGAGGGAGUGCAGCUGGCGGGGCAGGGGCGCGGCCUGCAGUGAGGGGGGAGGCGCUGGUGCUGGCGCAGCUGAAGCAGGUUGGGCGGGGGAGGAAGAGGGCAGGGGAGGGGCAAGGCGGGGAGGAGGAGGAAGAGGGAAGUGCGCGUGGGCUUGUGUUCAGCGACACUGGGGAGUUCUGCAGGGGCCUGCAGCUCGAUGAUGCUCUCGUGAAGCGCGUCAGCGCCAGAGAAGCAGCAGCAGCCGCUAAAGAAGAGCUGGCAGCGGCGGCUGCUGCUGAGCUCCUCCCUUCUUCCGCCGCCGCUGCCGCUGCCGCUGCCGCUGGUGGUGGUGGUGGCGGCACGAGGUCGGACGGGGGGGGAUGGAUGGAGGUGAAGCGGGACGGGGAGGACGAGGAGAUGGGCGACGCACACGAGGGCGGGGAGGGUGGGGAGGGCGCAGGGGAGAGGGAGGCAGAGAAGGGCAAGGGGAAGGCGGAGAAGGAGGAGGUGGAUGCGAUAGCAGAGACGCCGGUGGGCGUGGGGCUGGCGGCGGCGCUGGCGCUGCUGAAGGACCGCGGGGCGCUGAAGGGCGAGGUGGAGUGGGGCGGGCGCACCAUGGACAAGAAGCGCAGCAAGCUCGUGGGCGUGCUGGACGAACACGGCCGCGACCGCCCCGACGCCUUCAAGGACGUGCGCAUUGAUCGGCUCGAUGAGUUCGGCAGAGUGAUGACCCCGAAGGAGGCGUUCCGCAAACUGUCGCACGCGUUCCACGGGAAGGGGCCCGGCAAGAUGAAGCAGGAGAAGCGCAUCCGCGCGUACGAGGAGGACCUCAAGCGCAAGGGCAUGGCGGCGGGCGACACGCCCAUGCACUCCGUGGAGAAGCUCCGGGAGGUGCAGCGCACCACGCAGUCACCCUAUGUUGUCAUCACGGGCCAUGUCAAGCCAGGCCAAAUCACGGACCCGGCCAACUCGUUCGCGACGAUGGAGAAGGAGACGGUGGGCAGCCUCACGCCCAUGCUGGGCGACAAGAAGGUGGAGUACUUCCUGGGCAUCUCAAAGCCCUCGUCCGACCCAUCGCCAUCCGGUGCCGCCUCCUCCCGCACCCCCAUGGGCCCUCCGCGGCCCAAGAACCCCAAGCAAUGAUGCACCAUGUGCCAUGUGCGAUGAUGCAGCUGUGCGCCGUGCGGAAUGAUGAUCCAUGCAUGCGCCGUGUGCAACGUGUUAUGUUCCCUGCGCUUGCGCCAUGCGCCGUUAAUUGAUGAGGGCCAUCUCAUCUCAUGUCGUGUGCUGUCUCUUCUCUGCCCGCCUCGCGACAACAUCUCAUGCCAUUCGUUGUGUUGCUCUUGAUGGCAGCAGAUUUUGUACCUUGCAUUGGCACGAUGUGUUUGUUGCAGCAAGAUUGCCUGAUGUUGCAUCUUGCUGAUGUUAUCAGCUGCCAGACAAGUGCACAAGGUCAUC
Molecule: messenger RNA, 3000 nt
Organism: Closterium sp. NIES-67
Lineage: Eukaryota; Viridiplantae; Streptophyta; Zygnematophyceae; Desmidiales; Closteriaceae
Source: the annotation of a GenBank genome assembly